Caenorhabditis auriculariae is the source of this 740-nucleotide messenger RNA. The record is from the annotation of a GenBank genome assembly. Lineage: Eukaryota; Metazoa; Nematoda; Chromadorea; Rhabditida; Rhabditidae.
AUGUUUUUAUUACAUCUGGCGGCUCUCGUUCUGGCAAUCGCUCUGAAAGUCGACUGCGUCCCACUCGUCGCAAUCUUCACUACUGUUGAAUUUCUUCUCAUAAUUGCUGCCGUGGUUCACGCUUUUCUUCCUGUUUUCGGUUCAUAUUCUAAAUUGGUUUCCUCCUUCUAGUUGAGUUAGAAGAUUAAUAAGGGACAUCAACUAAACGAAGAUAUUAUCAAAAUGUCCCAAAUGCUCUAACAUGGGAGGUCAUUUUAUUUUGCGGUUGGGAUUUUUUUACUUUUUUUAACCUUUAGUCGCCGCCCCCUCCCCUUUAAACCUUAAGUAAAAUGACCUACCUUGUAAAAUUUAGAAGUUGUUUUGACAAUAAUCGGCGUCGACAUUCUAGUGGGUCUGGCGAAAAUUGUAUGCGCUCUCUUCAUGAGCAUAUCGGACGACGGCUUCGAUUGUACGAAGUGAGCUAUAUUUCAUAAUCAAACAUUCUCCCCUGUUAAUUGGUGAUUUCUAAAAAAAAAAAAGCAUGUGGAAACUUUCAGAACUACGUGCAGGACCUUCAAUCUGACCGAAACAGAGCGUUUUUGCACGUUCUGGCUGCUCCUGGCAUCGGCAACCUUCGAUCAUUUUUUUGCAUUAGUCGUUCUAGCCGUAAAUGAAAUAAGAUUGAAAAAAAAAAACAAACAACUUUUAUUCAGCACUCGCCGCAACUACGGAUGUUUGAGAGCGACGAAAAGUAUCACUAG